Messenger RNA from Coniophora puteana RWD-64-598 SS2, 2073 nucleotides. RefSeq lists its product as uncharacterized. The coding region runs from base 62 to 1813 and encodes 583 amino acids. NCBI's taxonomy places the organism in Eukaryota, Fungi, Basidiomycota, Agaricomycetes, Boletales, Coniophoraceae. The record is from RefSeq and is a predicted model, not a curated record. The transcript has 2 exons.
GCCCAAAGUUCCUUCCGUUCGAAGUCAUUCUGCGUCAAAUAUCACUCAGCACACACCUUUGAUGGACCCCUCCUCAUCGGAUCCCAACGUAAUCUUCAUUCGUCCUCCCUUUUCCAACUUCCCGGAUGCACACCUCUAUCCCGAAGGUUUGACCUAUUCGCUUAUGGCAGCCAAUCCCGAGUGGUUCCUCGAUCAGAGCGACUUCGUAUCCGCCGUCUCUAUAAAUCCGAACGCCGUCCCUUACCCUACACAGCUGGAACCUCCCAGAGGGUGGUGUCCAGCGAAAAAGAAAGAUCUGAAGGCACUUGGGCCUGAUGGUUGGCCAGAGGGGGAAGAACCACGAUUACGAUGCACAUUUUGUAGGCGCACUUACGCAGGCGUCAAUGCGAAGAGCAUGUGGAGACGUCAUGUCUACGAGAAGCACAAGAUCGCUAUGUCAAACCGUCGUGAUGGUAAUGAUCGCACACGCAGCGGGCGAGGUUCAACGAGAUAUUUAGAGGAUUGUUCUUUUCAAGCUCUUCACGACGACAAAGAGAACCAAGCUGGCCCUAGCAGUCAAUCGGGCAAAACCCACGAAGCCGGGGAGAAUAGCAAGCCCAGGUCAGGUAGUGGCUUCUCGGCGGCGAUGCAUGCGAAGCUUGACGACGACUCUUCUGAAGAAGAAACUGUCGUCCCUUCAGCUCCUGUCAUCGAACAGAAGGAAUUUUCGCCCUCUAGUGCUCAUGAACUGACACGACCCCAGCGUCAGCUUGCACAACUGUCUAAACGAUCAGGGCUAGGUAGUCCACUUUCGCCACCUUCCCCAGUUGUUGGCUCGAAGCCGCAUAGCGCAGAUCAGACACCUGAGCACUCCAAGGAAUUCAUGCCCACAAUACCAAUAUCUCCGUAUGAUCCUACGCUUACACCAUCGUUUCGUCACUCGCCCCCUCGACUUCCUUCCGAUCAACCGUGGCGAUUUCCGUCUCCUAGCCACCCGUUGUUCUCGAAAGGCAGGGAGAUAUCUCUCAGUAUGCUGGUGCGCGGAGGCAUCAGCCCCGCCUUGCGAGGGUCUUCAUCCACCGAUGCUAGUCCAAGUGUACUUGACAGUCCAUGCAUCAUUGCGCCUCGUACCAAUAGUGAUGUUUCGAGCGUAGCAGGGGAUAGCUCACCUGCGCUUUGCAAACCUUCACCCUUUUGGCUCCUUUCUAAUGGCAAAUCUCCCAUGUCCGCGAUCCGACGCUUGGACUUCUUGAAGCAAGUCAACAAAUCGCCACUCAGCGCAAUUAGCGGUAACAAUCGUCGGAUAAAUCUCCGGCGAGGCUCCACCUUGAGAUCUCCCUCGAACUCCCGCGAUGACUGGCUUUCCGACGUGUCUAUGUCUUCUGGCCCUUUGAGCCCACCGGGGCUGGAGGGACCGAUGCGUUUGGCUGGCGACGAUCCGUUUGACAGGGUAUACAAACCUCUCCUCAGCGCCACGCGGUCGACUGUCGGCGACUUGGAGGAUUUGGAGCAGGAACCUUCACCAUCACGGUCACCGCCAGGGACAGAAAGCCCCGUAGUCAGAAAUGGUCCGUUGCCUGCGGCAACAGAACGGAUAGGUCUCGGGAUAGGGUUAAUGGAACCGUUCAGCCCAGCGAAGGGGUUUCCCAGAUCAGGAAUGGAUAGUAGUUCAGCAUUGUCAUCCUGUUCCAGCCCAGCGGAAGAGGACGACGAAGCCGAGAUAGAGGCUGAAUUGACAAGCGAGGACAACGAUUUUGGAGGGCGCGACCGCGAAGGUGAUGUCUUGGAAGGGCCGUCGAGCAAGAGGAGGAGGACAAGUCUUGAGGAUGAUUGACAGGUUAUGUUGGAAGUCACGGCCGGAAGAGGAUCCGGCCUUGGACACGGGUUGCGCACAGCAAACCACUUGGACGAUGUUGUAUGUAUACCUCGCUAUCGCACUGUUUUGGAGACCCCCUGCUCUGCCCCUGCACACUUUGUUUCUUUGGCUUUCUCACUUUUCUCUGGUUGUCGAAUACUUGGUUCACUUUUGUAUGUUUUGAGUGUACUACUAUCUACAUAGCUAGAUACUUAGCUCCCUGCACACCAAGGUACUAG